AUGCGGAUGCCAAAGGUGCCGGGGGUCGGAUGCGACGCCCGCGCCCUGCUGAAGUGGGGGCGGCGGGGACCUUCUGGCCAGCUGGCUGCAGGGCGGGAACUGCCCAAACGCAGUUCCCAGCUUCACCCGGUCCCCGCCUCCAUCCCGGCUACGGCCUGCCAGCGCGUCCCGCCGACUGCCGCAAACCUGGGCUCAGGAAGGGGCACAGCGGCGAGGCGACCGGAGCAGGGGAGGGGAGGGGAGGGCGCGGAGGAGGCGAAGGGGGAGCGCGCCGAGGGCGAGGAGGGAGGGACCGAGGGAGAGGGAGGCAGAGAGGGAGGGGACACCUACGAGGGGCGGGGAGCCGAGGCGGGGAGCUGCGCGGACCGAAGGGGAGGCGCGGGACGCCGGGCGCUGCGGGUCCGGCUGGAGUCAGAAGCGGCCGGACCAGCCCGGGCCGGGCAGGAGCGCAGAGGGCGGGCUGGGCUGCGGAGCUGGGGAGGCACGAGCCGGCACCUCGGCGCAGCGACACGGAACCUGGCCGUAGCCGCGCCGCCCCAGCCCUCAACCGCCGGCCGGCCCCUCUGGGAUGUCCCAGGGACCCAGGCGUCCGGGACGGUGACCGAGCGAGCCCGAGGAUGGGACGGCGCCCGCAGCUCCGGCUCUCCAAAGGCCCUUCUCCUCCUGGGGCUGAACGCCAUCUCCGCCUCCUUCCAGGACCAGCCCUGCGAGAGCCUGUCCCUGGCCAGCAAUAUCUCCGGACUGCAAUGCAAUGCAUCCGUGGACCUCAUUGGCACCUGCUGGCCCCGGAGCCCUGCGGGGCAGCUGGUGGUUCGACCCUGCCCUGCCUAUUUCUACGGUGUCCGCUACAACACCACAAGUAAGGAAGCCUCUGGAGGGCGGACCAUCUGCCGAGACAACGGCUACCGGGAGUGCCUGGCCAAUGGCAGCUGGGCCGCCCGUGUGAACUACUCGGAAUGUCAGGAGAUCCUCAGUGGGGAGAAGAAAAGCAAGGUACACUACCAUGUCGCUGUCAUCAUCAACUACCUGGGCCACUGCGUCUCUCUGGUGGCCCUCCUGGUGGCCUUUGUCCUCUUUCUGCGGCUCAGUCUCUCCCCAGGUGUGCCUUUCCCCAUCAUCGUGGCCUGGGCCAUUGGGAAGCUGUACUACGACAAUGAGAAGUGCUGGUUUGGCAAAAGGCCUGGGGUAUACACUGACUACAUCUACCAGGGCCCCAUGAUCUUGGUCCUGCUGAUCAAUUUUAUCUUCCUUUUCAACAUCGUCCGCAUUCUCAUGACCAAACUCCGGGCGUCCACCACAUCUGAGACCAUUCAGUACAGGAAGGCUGUGAAGGCCACUCUGGUGCUGCUUCCCCUCCUGGGCAUCACGUACAUGCUGUUCUUUGUGAACCCCGGGGAGGACGAGGUCUCCCGGGUCGUCUUCAUCUACUUCAACUCCUUCCUAGAAUCCUUCCAGGGGUUCUUCGUGUCUGUAUUCUACUGUUUCCUCAACAGUGAGGUCCGCUCUGCCGUCCGGAAGAGGUGGCACCGAUGGCAGGACAAGCACUCGAUCCGCGCCCGCGUGGCCCGCGCCAUGUCCAUCCCCACCUCCCCGACCCGUGUCAGCUUCCACAGUAUCAAGCCGUCCACGGCCGUCUGA
Puma concolor (puma) is the source of this 1638-nucleotide messenger RNA. NCBI's taxonomy places the organism in Eukaryota, Metazoa, Chordata, Mammalia, Carnivora, Felidae. The record is from RefSeq and is a predicted model, not a curated record.